Condylostylus longicornis is the source of this 1614-nucleotide messenger RNA. RefSeq names its product antichymotrypsin-2-like. The transcript is spliced from 2 exons. Lineage: Eukaryota; Metazoa; Arthropoda; Insecta; Diptera; Dolichopodidae. Gene Ontology annotation, molecular function: serine-type endopeptidase inhibitor activity. The record is from RefSeq and is a predicted model, not a curated record. Bases 62 to 1273 code for a protein of 403 amino acids.
UAUAAACAUUUAAAUUAAUAUUCCUUGAAUUUAGAUAUUAUUUUAAAAAUUUGUUACCAAAAUGUUUAAAAUAAACGUUUAUUUCUUUACGAUAGUGAUAUUAGUUGUAUUUUUUAAUAAAUAUGUUAACUCUCAGAAAAGUAAUAUAAAUGAAUUUAUUGACAACAAUAGUGUAUUUGCAUUAAAAUUGUAUCGUGAGAUAGCUAGUAUAGAAGGUAACAGUUUUGUAUUUUCACCUUUUUCUAUACAAAUUACUGGUGGUCUUUUAUAUCUGGGUGCAAAUGAAACCACAUCUAAACUAUUACAAGAUUGUUUUAAUUUUAAGUUAAGUGCAAAGGAUAUCGGUAACUUAUUUCAAAAUAUUUUAAAAAAAUAUCAAUAUGAUGAUAGUUUAAAAAUUGCAAAUGGAAUUUUUAUAGCAGAAGAAUUAGAAAUUGCAAGAGGAUUUUCAAAUGACGCUAAAAGAAAAUUUAAUAGUACCAUAAAAAAUAUUCAAUUCAGCGAUAUUAAAAGUGCAACAAAACGUAUAAAUCGUUUCGUACGUCGUAAUACUAACGGUAAAAUUCGUCAAUUGUUAAGUCCAGAUGCAUUAGAUCCUCAAACUAUUAUGCUUCUUAUAAAUGCGAUAUCUUUUCAAGCAGAAUGGAAAGAGAAAUUUUUACCAAUGCUUACGCAAAAAGACAAAUUUUACUCAACAUCAACGAAAAUAAUUGAAGUUGAUACUAUGUAUGGUUUUAAACGUUCUUAUAAAUUGGGCACUAAUCAAGAAAAAAAUUAUAUUGUAGCGGAAAUUGGUUUUAUUGAAACAGAUAUAAGUUUUCAAAUUAUAAUACCAUCAAAACUUAACUUAAAUAUUGAUCACAUUGAAAAUCUUUUUACAAAGUCUGGAUUGAAUAACAUAAUAGAGGAUGCACAAAUUAGAAAAGUUGAAGGUCAAGUUCAAAUACCUAAAUUUUUAGGUAAAACUGAUAUUGAUCUAAAACUUAUCCUUUCAAGGUUGGGAAUGACGAAUUUGUUUAGUAAUGAAGCUGAUUUUAGCAAAUUUCUUAAAAUGAACGAACCUCUUUCAAUAUCAAAAGCUGUUCACAAAGCAUAUAUUGACAUUCAUGAAAAUGGUGCUGAAGCGGCAGCUGCAACUGGAUAUGAGUUAGAAUAUAGAAUAGCUAAUGGAAAUAUGAGAUCGUUUGUAGCUAAUCAAUCAUUCAUUUAUUUACUAAAGGGAAGUAAAGGGGAAAUAUAUUUUAUGGGUCGAUAUACUGGUGUAUAUAAAUAAUUUUCGAUGAGACAUUUGAAAAUUCUUUAUAUUAAUAAAAAAUUAGAUACAAUAUUAUUUUUAAAAUUUAUGUGCUGUAAUAAAAAUUAAAUUUAGUUUAGAAUUAAUUUAAAAUCAGUAUUGCAAUUGUUUAAUUGUGGAACAUAUCUGCGUGUUUUGACUAUGUUUGAAGUAUAUUUAUGAAGACUUUAAAUUCAUAAUAAAUUUUAAAUUUCUAAAAAUUAAAAAAUUAAAAAAAAGUUAAAAAUUAAUAAAAUAUGAAAAAAAAAGAAAUAGAUUUUGAAAGAAUUCAUAAAUAUAUUUUAAAAUUCGAUUCAUACUUUUCUUAAACACGGCUUUAA